GAGGAGAACCGAGGGAAUCCUCUUAACUAGGUAAUCUCUGCACCCAUCUGCUGUUAUAGUCAUCCACCACAUCCAGACUCCAGCAAUAUUAGUCUCGUUUAACCAGUGCAAGUUAAGACCAUGCUGCUGUCUCCUCAGGCAGAGAGGAACUGGGAAGAUCUGUGUUUAGUGCUUGAAGAUGUGCUGGAAGACCAGUCCCACAGGCAGCUGUUUGCCUUAGAGUUGGGCUCUGGAACUGGGCAGCAUGUCAUACGCUUUGCCCAAAAGAUGCCCUUUGUUACCUGGCAGCCAUCAGACAUCAAAGAAGAGUCUCGGAACAGUAUUAAGGCAUACAUUGCUGCAACCCAUGCAAAGAAUGUGCUGCAGCCAGUCCACCUGGAUGCCAGGGAACCGUGGGAGAAAUGGGCCGGCCUUUCUCGCAGAUCCUGUGAUGUUAUUGUUGCCAUUAACUUACUACAAUACAGCUCCUUCAAAACAGCACAGGGUGUUUUCAAUGGAGCAGGUCAGAUCCUAAGGCAAAAUGGCCUUUUAAUAACUUAUGCGGUGUAUGCUGUUAAUGGCACUAUUACACCAAGUUGUAAUGAACAUCUGGAUGCGGAGCUUCGACAAAUGGAUCCAGAGUGGGGUCUUCCAGACAUCAAUGUGUUGAGACAGCUGGCCUAUGAGAACGAGAUGCGUAUGGAGAGGAUUAUUGAGAUGAAAGAAUACUACAAAUGCCUCAUCUUCAGAAAACUUUAAAGAAGCCAUACUGUACAAGGAAAAGAGUUUUGUAUAUAGUACCUAUGCACAAUUUAAAGCACAUUUUGUCAUGUCACUUAAUGUUAUGCUUUGGCCUUUACCCCUCUUACUGAAACAUGCAUCAAUGGGACAUGGAACACUGUAUUUCCAUGAAUAAAAGUUGUCAUACAAUUCAUAUCUUUCUUUUCAAAUCCUGUGGAAGGUUUUAGAAAAAAAACAAAAAAGCAAGGGGACAAUAAGAACCAGAUAUUUAUUAAAUAUAAUUUUAAAAUUACUUUUAAAGUCAGACAGAUAAGUAUGAUGGAAAAAAGAAGUUCACAGAUUGCAACUGAAUGGUUACGGUAAUUACUGAUUGGAUGUGUGUGAUACAUACAUGCGGCACUCAUGUUCGCUCUGUAAGCAUUUCCACAUUUUAUGUAGAGCCAAGUACACUU
Messenger RNA from Etheostoma spectabile (orangethroat darter), 1172 nucleotides. Its product is annotated as methyltransferase-like 26 B. The record is from RefSeq and is a predicted model, not a curated record. The transcript has 7 exons. Lineage: Eukaryota; Metazoa; Chordata; Actinopteri; Perciformes; Percidae. Bases 121 to 738 code for a protein of 205 amino acids.